Messenger RNA from Manduca sexta (tobacco hornworm), 1547 nucleotides. It is a transcript of the gene SPARC, whose product is annotated as SPARC. The transcript is spliced from 9 exons. Bases 146 to 1114 code for a protein of 322 amino acids. Gene Ontology annotation, molecular function: protein binding; calcium ion binding; extracellular matrix binding. Gene Ontology annotation, biological process: anatomical structure development. NCBI's taxonomy places the organism in Eukaryota, Metazoa, Arthropoda, Insecta, Lepidoptera, Sphingidae. The record is from RefSeq and is a predicted model, not a curated record.
CAGCAAUGUAUAUAAAAUUAGUUCGAGUAAGUGUGAGGAGGGCCAGAGGCCAGUGCGAUCGCCGGCCGAACGCUAGUCAGCCGCGCGCUUCCAUCACACAAGCUCGCUGGCUAGGACCGAAAAAUACUGAACUGAAGAGCCCAUCAUGAGGGGUCUACUAGUACUGGCCCUCGUGGUCGCGGUCAUAUGUACCGCCGAUGCUGAAAUUAAAAUGAGGCGUCGUCACCGGCGAAUUCGCACGACGACAAUUUCGCCGCCAUCGCAAAGGCCUCCGAUACCAGUGGACAUUCUUCGCGGGGACAUCUCCGAGGCCGAGCACCUUGAGCAUGGUAUGGCCGAGAGCCUUGACGAACGUCGCUUCCAGGAGUCAGAACGCGCUCGCGUCAGUGAAUAUUUAAACGAGCUAUCCCAAGAAGGCAACCCUGACAAUGAACUCAACAUGGAAGAUCCGUGUCUGAAGGUUCACUGCAGCGCUGGACGUGUCUGUGAGAUCGACGAGCACGGGGAGGCGGUCUGCAACUGCAUCAAGGACUGUCCCUACGAGACAGACUCACGCCGCAAGGUGUGCACCAACUACAACGAGACCUGGUCGUCUGACUGCGAAGUGUACCGUCAGCGCUGUCUCUGCCUCGACAACUCGCCGCUGUGCCGCGGCCCGCAGUACCACCACGUGCAGAUCGACUACUACGGCACCUGCAGAGAGAUGUCGACUUGCACUGAGAACGAGAUGGCUGACUUCCCGCGACGCAUGCGUGACUGGCUUUUCAACGUGAUGCGCGACAUGGCCGAGAGGAGCGAACUCACCCCCCACUACCUGAAGAUGGAACGCGAGGCAGAAUCUAACCUGACGCGCCGCUGGACCAACGCUGCUAUUUGGAAGUGGUGCGAUCUCGAUGCGCACGACAAUGACAGAUCGGUUUCGAGGCACGAGCUGUUCCCGAUCCGCGCGCCACUGAUGGCCCUGGAACACUGCAUCGCGCCGUUCCUGGACCUUUGCGAUGCCGACACCGACCACCGCAUCACUCUCGCUGAGUGGGGCAAGUGUCUGCAGCUUGACGAGUACGAGCUUGAAGACCGUUGCGACGAGUUUGCGGACGACCCGUCAGGCUACUAAUAAGUAAAAACAGGGACGCCACUUCGGCCGUCUCCGCCACUGCCAAUACUUAAUAAUUACCAAGAGAUUUUAGUUAUAAUUAUUUAGAAUUAGCUGUCGAAUGUUGUACACGUGGUAACAUGUAGUGUCUAACUAACUAUACGGCAUAUUUGUAUAACAAAUGUUUAUAAAGCUACACUCCACUAAAGAAAUUACAUCUUCUGCCAAGGAAACUGAAACGUUAUAAUCUUUUAAGUUGUGGAGAUGCAGCUUUGCAAAAUUACAAAAACUAUUCGCUUGUAACGUUUGCUAUAAUCUUGUGCUGCCAUCUGUUAUCACAUUUAAGUAAUUUUAGGAUUCUUUACGAAUAAAAAUGUACUAAACUUGUAAAUAGCUGUGAUGAUGCUACCAAAACUUUUCAACAAACAAACAAAUAAAUACAUUUAAUUCAUAA